Centropristis striata (black sea bass) is the source of this 1788-nucleotide messenger RNA. Its product is annotated as lipid scramblase CLPTM1L-like. The record is from RefSeq and is a predicted model, not a curated record. NCBI's taxonomy places the organism in Eukaryota, Metazoa, Chordata, Actinopteri, Perciformes, Serranidae. The transcript has 17 exons. Bases 134 to 1747 code for a protein of 537 amino acids. Gene Ontology annotation, cellular component: endomembrane system; membrane.
GAUGCUGUGGCAGGGAGGAAGCGUGUGGCUUUUAUUGUGUUGACGUUGUAUCCGAUUAUAAACAGCUCCGACCUCAACACCGCAUCUCGCCCAUUUUUUAUUUUAUUUUAUUUUCCCCGCAUCAAUAGCUGCCAUGUUCCCGUCGUGUCAGUCCAAGCCGGCGGACAGCAGCAGCAGCUCCAAGAGGAGCUCCGUGGCCAAGCUGCUGCUGGGGGUCUUCGUGGUCUAUAUGCUCCACACCGCCUGGCUCCUCUACGGCUUCCUCAACACCAAACCCUGCGAUGGGAGCUCCGGAGAGUACUGCAUCAGCUCCUACCUGACGGCAAGACCCAGGCUGCAGCUGAGUGUCUUCACCUGCCGCGUGCCCGACAACAGCCAACUCCACCUCGCUGUAAAAAUAGACCCCUUUGAUCCACACUCUGCUUUUGAGAGGCAGGUGAAUGUCUCUCUACCAGAGGAGACUCGGGCCAACGGCACUCUGUAUGCAGUGGUGUAUGUUCACAGACCUGCUGUCUCACCUCUGGAGGACAGCAGAGAAGUCCACUACGCAGCUCAGCUCACCACCUACAUCAUCCCCACACACACUGAUGGGCAGAGAGACAUGCAGAAGAGGCAGAGUCCCAGAUCUGAGGGUACUGUAUCCCACUGGAGACCUCACCUGUCAAUCAAUAUGAUGUCAGAGGACUUCACCUUCAACAAGGCGGGGCUUCCUAGUGACGUGCGGCGUUACAUGAGAAUCUCACAGGAGGGCCGACAGAUGAUCUACCUCCCUCUGCUGCUGGUUAACGAGCUCAGCUUCAGGGUCAGAGACCUGCUGGAGAUCAACAGCAGCACCGUUGAGCUCCCUCUGACUGUGACCUAUGAAGGAAUCUCUCUAAGGAGGUUCAGGUUCUGGGUGCAUCUGCAGGACGUGGUUUAUUCACUGCGACAGUUUGGCUUCACAGAGGAGAACAUAGAUGAGAUUAAAGAAACUUUGAUGGGCUCCAACCUCUACCUGUUAGUGUUGACUGCACUCAUCACAGCACUGCAGCUCAUCUGUGAGUUCUUGGCUCUUAAAAAUGACUUUGGUUCGUGGAGAAAAAAGAAGAGCAUGGUGGGAAUGUCCAGGAAGUCAGUUCUUUGGCGUAGUCUCAGCACUCUGCUGAUUUUCCUCCACCUGCUGGAGGAGACCAGUCUGCUGGUGCUGCUGCCUGUUGGAUUAGGAGCCUGUGUAGAGGUCUGGAAGGUGUUUACAGUGUUUAAGAUCCAGUUUCAAUGGAAAAGCUCCAAGCUCCAUGUAAAUAAGAUGGAUGAAGAAGAAAGAAAGACAGUGGAGUACGACACACAGGCGUCCAGAUACUUGUCCUACUUGGUGUAUCCUCUGUGUAUCAGUGGAGCUAUUUUCUCACUGGCCUACUUACGCCAAAAGAGUUACUAUUCGUGGCUGAUUAACACCCUGGUGACUGGAGUGUAUGCCUUUGGCUUCCUGUCUAUGGCCCCACAGCUCUUCAUCAACCACAAGUUGAAGUCUGUGAGCCACCUGCAGGGGACAGUGUUGAUGUACAGAGGAGUGAACACGCUGAUCUCAGAUCUGUGUUCCUGUGCCAACUUUUUCUCCUCCUCCGUCUCCUUCUCCUCCUCUCAUCAACUGUCCUGCUUCAGAGAUGAGCUCUUCUUCUUCCUCUACCUCUACCAGCGAAGGCGUUACGCUCCCAAGGCCAGGAGGCGAGAGUCUGGGACUCACAGCAAGAAGCUAAAGACUCAAUAAGGAGAAGACAAGUUCCUCCUCUUUCUUUUUUCAGAAAUGAA